CCGAAGUACAGCCUGUUGACAGAGGCGCAAUAAUAGACGUGCUACACAUUCAUGCCGCCUGCGGCUCAGCGGCAGGAUCUCCGUCAAGACAGCCCCACUCUGCUGCACGAUCGGCGUCAGGCACGUCACCUGGAACUUUUGAAGCCGGCAUUGCUCGCAGAAAUGACCUCAACAUCGUGAACAGCGUUUGGUAGCCAGGCGGACUUGUACGAAUGCUUCUUCUUCCGUCCUUGCCGCAAGACAUGUGCCGUGUACGCGUACGGAUAUGACGGACGGGGAUCGCAAUGACGCCUAGCUUUUGUGAAGGUGCAAAGAAGGAUUGAGUGUGUAAGGACGAUCUUCCACUUCUUCGCAAUCUUUCUUGUUGUUCCAACACUCUUGCUGCCCCGGUACAGCAAAGAUGCAUCUUUCCGCCCUUCUCACUGCCUGCUCGCUUGCGGGUGUGGGUUACAGUCAGGUCAUUGGCCAAGAUACCAUCUCCACCGCGGGCCUCAUCCAGAACAAUGCUACCAGCGCCAACACGAGGCUGCGGUACGAUAAUGGCACGUACGGUCCGGCCGUAGAGGAAGUACACUAUUACAACGGUCAAUGGCCCAUAGGUAUUGCUGUGGCCUCCGAUGGCCGCAUCUUCACGUCCUACACAAGAGGCAGCUACAACUAUACGCUUGGCGUGGUGACCAACCUGACCGCCGAGGCACCCUAUCCCAACGCAGCGCUCAACCUACCGCCUAGUGCACUGAACACGACAUGGAAUGGCAUCGCUUUUGGAUCGGGAAAUGCCAGCGCAUUCAUCAGCGUACAGGCUCUGUACAUCACAAGCAACAACAGCAGACGACCAGAGACGCUUUGGGUAUUGGACACGGGCCGGCCGACGGUUUACAACGCACAAGGCGAUCCAUCCAUGCCUUAUGCUCAGCCAGGCGGACCUAAGCUCGUCGCGAUUAGCUUGGCCAACAACAGCAUCUACCAGACUUACACUUUCCCUAGUACAGUGCACUAUCCGGACUCUUACCUCAACGAUUUGAGGUUCGACCUCCGGACCAACAUUACCGGAACCAGCGGGAAAGGCAUUGCGUAUCUUGUCGACAGCUCGAAUGAGGGCAGACCUGGAUUCAUUAUGCUCGACCUCGGCACCGGCAUUUCAUGGCGUCGCCUUACUCAAGAUCAAUCUGUACUUCGCGGAGGGCAAGAUCUGCCGGUCUACCAAGGCCACCCAUUGUAUCUGAGAAUGAAGGGAAUGCCGGCACAAUGGCAACUUGAAGGUCUAGACGGCAUCCAGAUCUCGCCUGACGGUAAUACCGUGUACUAUUCACCGCUCUCGCAGAACUACCUGUACAGCGUCCCAACCCUGAACCUGCGGGCGCAAGACACGGACGAGCUUGCAGAGAUCAACGCGCAUGCCAACGUCUCCAACCAUGGCCAGCGCGGGAGCAACGCCAACGGUUUUGAGGGGGAUAGUAACGGUUUCAUCUACCAGCUAAUUCCGGAGCACAACGCUGUGUUUUACUACAACCCACGUGAUGGGCAGACGCACCCAUUCGUUAGGGACCCACGCAUUCUGUGGCCGGACGGUGGAAGCAUUGGUGCCGACGGGUAUUUGUACCUCAACAUUAAUCAGCUCCCCUACCAGCCUGAUUGGAACAACGGCGUGGAUCUGCGACAGCACCCAGGAGCCAUCUUACGGGUCAAGCUGCCCAACAAUGGGACAAAGGUUACGAGCUUGUAUGCCUAAGGAAGAUGAAUUCGGUUGGCAAUGUACCAGCAGACAUAAUCUAUAGACGUCUAGCAGGGACCAGGCAGGACUCGAAACAUGAUGACAUGUUCAAUUGUUGUUGUAUCCCUUCCAGAUUACCCGUAAAUGCUGCAGUUCUAACCGAUAACUUGCUGUGUUCGUGUGCAAGUACUUGGGGAACAUGCUGUUGUACU
This is a messenger RNA of Baudoinia panamericana UAMH 10762, 1926 nucleotides long. RefSeq lists its product as uncharacterized. Lineage: Eukaryota; Fungi; Ascomycota; Dothideomycetes; Mycosphaerellales; Teratosphaeriaceae. The transcript is spliced from 5 exons. The record is from RefSeq and is a predicted model, not a curated record. Bases 401 to 1732 code for a protein of 443 amino acids.